CAGUCUCCCUCUGUCUCUUGUCCCGUGAGGUUGUUGCGCCGCUACCUCGCGCCGCCCCAUGUGAGACCUUUCCGUCUGACCAAUGUACGCUAGUGACACAGCCUAAAGAACACUGCCUGGAUACACUACGCCCUUUCCUUCCCUAUCUGGAUACAAGGUAAGAACGCCCAGCUCAUCCACCCCGCCCCCCUUCCCCCCUAAAAGAAAGAGAGGCAGCAACGGGACUUUAUUCACUAAUUGGAAACUCGCCAGUGUUGCCAAUUCAAAGGGAAAAACUAGAGGAAGAAAGCGGAUCUUGCAUGACUCAAGGUGUGAGGGGAGAUGAGUGAGCUGGAGUUCACUUUAGAGGAGGAUGGAUCCUACACCAUUGGCAACAAGUCCUAUAUCAGCAAGGAUGAGGUCUACGGGGACUAUGAAUGUGCCGACCGGGGCCUCCUCCUUCCCCUCUUCUCCGAGUACACGUGGCCUCUGGAGGUGCGUGCCUUCCUCUACUUCAUGGGGCUCCUGUACUGCUUCCUCGGGGUGGCCAUCAUCGCGGACAUCUUCAUGGGGUCCAUUGAGAAGAUCACCAGCAAGACCAGAAAGGUGUAUCUCACAUCAGAGAAGGAGGACGAACCUGAAGUGAUAGAGGUACGGAUUUGGAGUGACGCUGUGGCCAACCUUACCUUGAUGGCCUUGGGAUCCUCGGCGCCUGAGAUUCUACUGUCCAUCAUUGAAAUUAUCGGCAAUGACUUCAGAGCUGGGGACUUGGGGCCUGGAACCAUCGUGGGCUCAGCGGCUUUCAACCUUUUCGUCAUCAGCGCCGUCUGCGUCAUGUUUAUCCCGAAGGGCGAGAUUCGAAGGAUCAAGGACAUUAAGGUGUUCGCGGUGACAACGGUGUUCUCUGUGGUGGCGUACCUGUGGCUGCUGAUCAUCGUGGUGGCGGUGUCCCCGGGGCGCGUGGAGGUGUGGGAGGCCGUGGUGACCCUGGUAAUGUUCCCCAGCCUGGUCCUCAUCGCCUGGCUCGCUGAAAAGAACUUCUUCGGCGUGCCCAACAAGACGGACACCAGUAAACAGAUUGAGCUUGGCAAUUUCCAGCCAGGUGAGAGCGCAGCGGAGCAGGGCGUGUUGGGCCGCUGUCUGGCGUGUCUGGGCGUGAGGGGACCCACCUCCUCUCAGGUCGUGCCUAGCGAUGCCGACAAGUUCCUGAGGGAGCGCCAGUAUUUCCGAGAUGGGCGGCUGGACAGGGACGGACUGGUGGCGUUCAUCAAGGAGGUGAAGAACUAUCCAGGACUGACAGAUGAGGAUGCUGCUGUGCUGGCUGCUUCCAAGCUGGUGGAGUCACAGAGCCACUCCAGGAUGUGGUACCGUGUGGGAGCUGUGAGGAGCAUGACUGGUGGCCGCAAGACUCAGCCUCAGCUCUCCUACAAGCUGAAGGAGCGUUCUAAGGACAGGCUGAAAACGCUGAUCAUGCUUGAAGAUGGGACCAACCAGGUCUACAGUGCCAUGAAUGAGCAUCCUGAAGCACCUACUGUGGGGGAGGUUCCUCAGGUGCAGCCACACAAGAAUGCAAUUGUUGACUUCCACUCGGCAUCCUGUGCUGUCAUGGAGAACAUUGGCAAGUUCCAGGUUGCUAUUUGCCGCACUGGAAGGAUGGACAACAGGGUUUCGGUGAGGGUGGAGACGAUAGACGGAACAGCGACCGUGGACCAGGACUACAUCGGCAUCAAUGAGAUCCUGACAUUUGAAGCCAAUGAGCGAGAGAAGUUUAUUGAUGUGGAGAUCAUUAAUGACAACCAGUGGGAACCUGACGAGGAGUUCUUCCUGAAGAUCUCCCUCCUGAUGGACCCAGAGAAGCGAGAGGGUGUCCAGCUUGGCCGCAUCUCCAUCAUGGAAAUAACGAUUCUCAAUGACGAUGAGCCGGGCAUUGUGAUGUUCCAGAAGAGAGGUUUCCUGGUGAAGGAGAGUAUUGGCAAUGCCGUCAUUCCCGUGGUGAGGAAGAAUGGUGCUGAUGGAGAGAUCACAGUGAAAUGGCGCACCAUUGACAAGUCUGCUGUGUCUGGCCGGGACUUCACGGGUGGGGAAGGCUUGCUGACCUUCAAGCACACUGAGACCUUGCAAAACAUUGAGAUUCCAAUCAUCGAUGACAUGACACCAGAGAAGGAUGAGCACUUUGAGGUGGAGCUGUUUGACCCUGAAGGAGGAGCCAAGCUGGGCCAGAUCAACCGUACUGCCGUCACUAUCACCAACGAUGAUGAUUUCAACAGUUUCCUGAGCAACAUGAUGCAGAUGACCAAUGCUAAUGUCCACGCUCUGCAAGUCCACCACGAGACAUAUUUGGGUCAGAUCAAGGACGCCCUGAAUGUGAACGGAGGGGACAUUGAGAACGCAACUUGCAUGGACUACAUUCUUCACUUCCUCACGUUUGGCUGGAAGAUCAUCUUUGCUCUGGUCCCCCCACCUGGCAUUCUCGGUGGCUGGCUCUGCUUCUUCGUCUCCCUCGGUGUCAUUGGUCUCCUCACUGCCAUUGUGGGGGACUUGGCGUCAAUCUUUGGCUGCCUGGUUGGUCUAAAGGAUGGUGUUACUGCCAUCACCUUUGUUGCUCUGGGAACAUCUCUGCCUGACACCUUCGCCUCCAAGGCUGCGGCAGUGCAAGAGAAAUACGCUGACAAUGCUGUGGGGAAUGUGACAGGCAGCAACUCUGUCAAUGUGUUCCUUGGUCUGGGUCUGCCGUGGCUCAUCGCAGCAAUUGUUCAUGCUGUCAGGGAGGAAGAUUUCAUUGUGCAGAAGGGCAACCUUGGCUUCAGUGUCGGCCUCUUCACUGGACUCAGCAUCUUAUGUAUUGGGAUCCUCUUGGCCCGAAGGUUCUUUGGCUUCUUUGGCAAGGCAGAGCUUGGUGGGCCACCAGUUCCAAGGUACGCGUCAGGCAUUGUGAUGAUGAGCCUGUGGAUGGUGUAUGUACUCUUUUCUUCCUUCCAGCAAUAUGAUUACUUUGGUAAGCCUUAAUUCACACAUCCCAUGGACCUGUGUAUGAGUGUGUGUGUGUGUGUGUGUGUGUGUGUGUGUGUGUGUGUGUGUGUGUGUGUGUGUGUGUGUGUGUGUGUGUGUGUGUGUAUACCAGGUGUGUCAGGUUUAAAGAGGUGCAAGAGGGUGUUUGUUCUGUGUAAAGGGUAGAAUGAAGUUCAUUAUCAGUGUUUGUGGUCUUCAGGGCAGGGAAAAGAUUCGUCCCUGUUACUCUUGUACAUGGAUGGGCCUUUUGAGAAUUCUAGUACUUCCAGUUUGUCAAUCAUUUUAGUCCACUAGAUAUAAUUUCUCUGAUCAAAUUGUGUGUGUGUGUGUCUAUGUGUGUGUGUUUGAAAUGAGAAGAGUGAACAAACCAAACAUGUAAUGAAGAGCAAUAUGUUGUCCGGUGGAUUCUUUGUUAUGUUUCUGUGUUAUUUAUCAUUUGUUUUUCCCAUGUCUUUUUUGUCUAGUCUUCAGGAUCACAGAGAAAUGAGAGUUGAAAUCAGCUUUUCUCUUCAAGAUUCUACAGAAUACAGUGUUGUUUGAUGAAGUGUCUUUGAUUAUAGAAUUUUUUUUUAUAAUAUGAUGUAGUAUAUUGUGGGAGAACCUCACAAUAAGUAUACAUAAGGAAAAUACCAGUAAAUGAGUGAGGGUGAAUGAAACUUUAGCAUAAUUAUCUUUUCUUAGUUAUUAACACAUUGAUUCAAUUAUAUUUUUAAAUGAAUAACCACUUUAGCUUUAAAUAAUGUAUACAAAUUUGACAUAAGAAUCACCAUUCAUUUCCGAGGCUCUAAAGAUAAUUUAAUAAGAAUAUUGGACCGUUAGGCAGUCUUUCGGGAACUGGCAAUUAAAUGAUCCUUUUUUUCCUGAUAUUUUGUUCCCCUUUGCCAGUGACCUUUUUGCAUAAAAAAAUAACAAAAAAUAUUACAAAAAUAACCACAAGGACCUAAAUGAUCUCAAUGGCCUUUAAAACUCCUUAAGAGAGAAUAAAGUUCAUGAGAAUAUAAAACGCUUUAGUGAUUCAGUUUGCCGGUGUGUUCAAGUUUUGGCUUUUAUUGAAUAUUAGUGUUUGGUAACUAGUUUCUUAUUUAUCUACAUGAUGAAAUGAAUGACAGUGUUCAUAGUGGCAUUUAAAUGUAUGUAUCUGGAGUGUGUGUGUGUGUGUGUUCAGUGUGAGCUCAGGUUUCUUUGUACUAAAGUAAGAAAUUUAAGGAAUGAAGUUAUAACUGGUUACUAACUGUUUUGCUUUAACGUUGUCUCUUCUUGAAAGGCUGCUGAUGUGCAAGUGUUUCACUAAUUUUACCUUUACUACAGAUAUGACAAGAGAAACAGUUAAUUUCUCAUCACGUUAUUUCCUCUAACCUUUCUUUCUUAAUUUCUGUGCAAGAGUUACCCUUUCUCUCAAAUAACAUCCAUGCUUAUUCACCUUAUUCUUUCACUAACAUUAUUCAGUUCUCAGUAUAGCAGAUAUAUCAAAAUGACCAAACCCAGUACCUUUCACUGGUUUUGUUUCCUAAGUUCUUCACAUACAUCACAUCCCUUCCUCUCAAAAAAAAAAAAAAUUCUAUAUACCUUUAUUCUUAACACUACUACAUUACUAUUGAAUUCAUUGGUUCAGUAUGAGUAUAAUAUCAAAUGACAUGAUUCAGUACUUUUCAAAUCUCUAUUCUGUUACAUUCAGAAAUGUAAGAAUCUGCAUUUAUAUGUGUAACUAUAAUUGUAAUAUGUAAGCUAUAUGUAUGUCAUGUUUGUUUAAAAUUUUUUCUAUUUUCUAACUUUUCCUUAAACCAAUGAUAAGUAUUUCCCUCAUGCAGGUAAUGAGGUUAAGGGAAUGUGAUGUAGAAGUAGAAAUAUAUAAAUAUUGAGAGGGUUUGUACACUCUCAAGAUGUAAAACCUGUUGAGAGGAAUACCAGAGACAGGCGUGUAGAUAGGGAGAACAUUGGAGAUUUGACGUCUCAGUGAGUGAUCAGUGUUAUGGUGAUGGAUGCUGGACAACCUUCAGAUGGUUAGUGGUGAUUUCCAGUUUCCUCUUCCUGAUCUACGUAACUCCAACUUCCCAAGCAUAUUUAACUUGGGUGAUAACUUUGUAUAGGACGCCUGAUGACUUUCUGAUGGAUAGUAUUAAUGAGAAUGUAUAACUUUCAUUCUUACAAGCUCCUGAUGUACUUGACUCCAAUUUCUACAAGGAUUAUUCAUCCUGGUUAUUCACUUCUGGUAAUGAAUGGCAGGCAGUUUUCUCAUGGGUUGAUUAUAGUCUCCAGUCUUGUUCUGAUCCACAACUGACUCUAAUCCUCAAGCCUGUGUAACUCGUGUGAUAACUUUGUCUUUGUGAGUGGUGGACAACUUUCCAAUUCCUCAACUAUUGUUUCAAGUCGCAUUUGUAACUUCUUAUCUACAACUGACCACUCCCAAGCAUGUUUAACUUGUAUGAUACUGCCAAGGACACAGCCACCGUGGUGUCAGUAUUACAACACAGGUGCAGCGUGUCCCUUACAAGUGCUGUGCCGAACCUCUGUGUGAAGUGAUGCGUGAGUGUGUUGCCUGUGUUGGUGAGUGUGUUGAGCCGCAUGUGUUUUUGGCUGUGGUGUGUGACUGUUGACCAUUUGUGACAGUGAAGGGAGAACCUGUAGUGUACUGCCUGUCACACUUUUACUCUGUAUUUUCAUGCCAAUUACAGGAUAUAUACAUAUACAAAGUUCUGUCUGUAUUAAAGAUUCUAUUGGGAGGUUUGCUUCAGUACCUUAUGUGGCUUUUACCUAAACUUUACUCCAUUCAGACUUGUACUUUAAUGUGGGAUUCUUGCUAAAUAAAACUUCACAUUUUUU
Molecule: messenger RNA, 5808 nt
Organism: Scylla paramamosain (green mud crab)
Lineage: Eukaryota; Metazoa; Arthropoda; Malacostraca; Decapoda; Portunidae
Product: sodium/calcium exchanger Calx-like
Exons: 21
Coding region: 322-2985 (887 amino acids)
Biological process (GO): sodium ion transmembrane transport; calcium ion import across plasma membrane; cell communication
Cellular component (GO): sarcolemma; postsynapse; axon
Molecular function (GO): calcium:sodium antiporter activity
Source: RefSeq, a predicted model, not a curated record